Messenger RNA from Penicillium egyptiacum, 1614 nucleotides. Lineage: Eukaryota; Fungi; Ascomycota; Eurotiomycetes; Eurotiales; Aspergillaceae. The record is from the annotation of a GenBank genome assembly.
AUGACAGACGACCCAGACGCGGGCAAGAGCCAUCAGAGUGAUAUCGCACCAGAUACCACAGCUGAUGAGCAGAACCAGACACCCGAUGGCUCCGAGGCCAAGCCGACGACAAAAAAGUCCUUUGGCUUCUAUGCCAUCAUCGUGGCCCUCGCCCUGACCAGUCUCCUGACCUCGCUGGAGGCGACCAUCACGUCCACGGCGCUGCCUACCAUCACGGCCGAUCUUGGAGGUGCCAGUCUCUACGUCUGGGUUGUCAAUGGCUACUAUCUGACCCAAACGGCCUUUCAGCCCUUCUUUGGACAGAUGGCCGACAUCUACGGCCGCCGAUGGCCCAUGAUCACGAGCGCAGCCAUAUUCACCAUCGGCAGCGGCGUCGCGGGAGGGUCCAAAAACAUCGAAACGCUCAUCGCGGGCCGCCUCCUCCAAGGGAUCGGUAGUGGCGGGAUCCUCGUCCUCACCGAGAUCAUCAUCUGCGACCUUCUCCCUCUGCGCGAGCGAGGCAAAUACCUGGGCAUGAUUGUCAGUCUCGUGGGACUCGGCGCCGCCUUGGGACCACUCUUCGGGGGGCUCAUCGUGCAGUACUCUUCAUGGCCGUGGGUCUUUUACCUCAACGUCCCCAUCGGCGGAGUGGCGUGCAUCGUGCUCUUUACCUUCCUCCGCGUCAAGUCCGAUAAGACACCUGACUACCUGCAGCGCCUGCGUCGCUUCGACUGGAUCGGCAACACGCUCUUUGUCCUGUCCAUGGUCUCAAUCCUCAUCUCCCUGUCGUGGGCCGGGACGCUAUACGCGUGGUCCUCUUACCACGUCAUCGUCCCCCUGGUGCUGGGGUUCGCGGGCUCCGCGGCCUUUGUGCUCUACGAGGCCUCGAGCUUCUGCGUCAACCCGACCAUGCCGCUGCACAUCUUUGCCAACUGCACGUCGGGAACCGCGUUCGCUGUCACCUUUCUGCACACGCUCUCCAGCGUGUCGGUCAUGUACUUCUUACCUGUAUUUCCAGGCGGCGGAACCUUGCUCUCCAAAUUCGGCCGCUACCGUCCCCUACAGCCCGCGGGCCUCGCGCUGAUGAUCAUCGGGUUCGGUCUCCUGACCCUCCUCGACGUCGACUCCAACACGGGAGAGUGGGUGGGCUACCAACUUCUCGGUGCGUUGGGCACGGGUCUUGCGCUGCCGGUUCUUCUCCCCGCGGUCCAGGCCCCACUUACCGAGGAGGAUACGGCGCGGUGCACCGCGACGUGGUCCUUCAUGCGCACUUUUGGCUUUAUCUGGGGCGCAGCCAUUGCCACGGCCGUCUUCAACAAUCGGUUCGACAUUCUGGUGCCGCGCAUCGCCGACACCGCCCUCGGUAGCCAGCUCACUAAUGGGCGGGCGUACGAGUAUGCCACUAAGAUCUUUAUCGACUCCAUCGCGGAUCCCGUCACGGUCGCGGAGGUCCGGUCCGUUUACGUGGAUUCGCUUAAUGUGGUUUGGUAUGUGAGCCUGGCUUUCGCGGGACUGGGAUUCCUGCUGGUGCUUUUAGAGAAGGAAGUUCCCCUAAGAAAAGAGGUCGGCACAAAGUUCUCCAUGGAGAAGAAGGAAAAGAAGACCAAGACAGAGGCAGGAUUAGACACGGAAUAG